GGGCUUAUUUAAAAUGAAACUGAUUCUUAUUCUUGCUUGCCUGGCGCUUUACUUGGCCCACACUCAGGCCCAGGUGCGUUAUUGUCGUGGUGCUGCUGCAUUUGACUUUACACAAUGCUUUGGUUUUAGAGAUUCAGGAAUUACGUCUCCCGUCUGUCGAUCCAGGUCAAAUAACAACAUGUGGUGGUUUGACACCAGGGACAGGACCUGCAAGCAAUUUGCCUAUCUUGGAUGUCUUGGCAACUUCAAUCGCUUUUGCACUCGUGGCGAUUGCGAAAUAAGGUGCCGGCGUUAAUACUGAACGGAAGAACAGUCGAGUGACUUUGUAUAUGAUUCGAAAUAUAAAUAUGGCAUUUAA
Drosophila grimshawi is the source of this 358-nucleotide messenger RNA. RefSeq names its product kappaPI-actitoxin-Avd3c-like. The transcript is spliced from 2 exons. The record is from RefSeq and is a predicted model, not a curated record. Lineage: Eukaryota; Metazoa; Arthropoda; Insecta; Diptera; Drosophilidae. Bases 14 to 295 code for a protein of 93 amino acids. Gene Ontology annotation, molecular function: serine-type endopeptidase inhibitor activity.